AUGCUCAGCUCGUGGGGCUUCACAAAAGCACUGGGGUUGGGCUCCCUGCUCGGCUGCUCUAUCGAUGUAACUAGUGUGUAUGAAACGGAGGCGUUGACCAGUCUGAAGCUGGUGAAAGGACAUGCGUACUCCAUCACUGGCGCAGAGGAGGUUCAUUAUUUCGGGCGUCCGGUGCAGCUGGUGCGUAUGAGGAACCCGUGGGGUAAGAUGGAGUGGACAGGUGCAUGGAGUGAUACAUCCAACGAGUGGAAUUAUGUCCAACCGGAGGAGAAAGCUAAAUUGAAUUAUUCAGCUGAAGAUGGAGAGUUCUGGAUGGCAUAUUCAGACUUCAUAAAGCACUUCUCAGAGUUGGAGAUCUGUAAUCUAACCCCAGACACUCUGACCAGUGAUGAGGUGGGCCAUUGGAACUACUGUCAGUUUGAAGAAAACUGGAGGGUGGGCUCCACGGCAGGGGGCUGCAGGAACAACCCGGCUACAUUCUGCUCGAACCCUCAGUUUGUGAUCAAACUGGAGGAUGUGGACGACGAUCCUUUUGAUGGAGAGGAUGGCUGCACUUUGCUAGUGGGACUGAUGCAGAAAGAUGGACGUAAAGACAAACGCUUUGGACGGGACCUGAAUACCAUUGGCUUUGCCAUCUAUGAGGUUCCAGAUAAGUACAAAGGUCGCAAUAAUAUUCACCUUGGCCCUGACGUGCUCCUCUACAAAAAUUCCGUGGCAAAGAGCUCCUUCAUGAACACGCGAGAGAUGAGCGGGCGGUUUAAACUGCCUCCGGGGGAAUACGUCAUCAUCCCCUCCACAUUUGAGCCCCAUCAAAAGGGAAGUUUCAUCCUACGCGUGUUCACAGAGAAAGAAGUGGCCGCCAGCCCAAUGGAUGUUGAUGUCACUGCGAAUUUGAAAAAGGAUAACAUAUCUGAGAGUGACAUGGAUUCUAAGUUAAAAGGCCUUUUUAUGAAGAUCGCUGGAAAUGACUCAGAGGUGUCUGUGGUGGAACUACAGAAGAUACUGGACAUUUUUGCAUCUGAGAGAACUGAUAUAAAGACCGAUGGAUUCACUCUUGAAACGUGUCGCGACAUUGUCAGCCUUCUAGAUAAAGAUGGCAGUGGCAAACUUGGCCUGGUGGAGUUUUACACCCUGUGGAUAAAGAUCCAGAGAUAUUUGGAAAUUUUCAAGAGCCGUGACACAGACAACUCGGGCACUAUGAGUUCUCAUGAGAUGAGAGAUGCAGUGAAAGAAGCAGGGUUCCAGGUGAACAGUGAAAUACUUCAGGUGAUAAUCUCGCGUUAUGCCAACCAGCAGUAUGCCAUUGACUUUGAUAGCUUUGUGG
This is a messenger RNA of Triplophysa rosa, 1324 nucleotides long. Its product is annotated as calpain-2 catalytic subunit-like. The annotation marks the transcript as partial. The record is from RefSeq and is a predicted model, not a curated record. The transcript is spliced from 16 exons. Gene Ontology annotation, cellular component: cytoplasm. Gene Ontology annotation, molecular function: calcium ion binding; calcium-dependent cysteine-type endopeptidase activity. Gene Ontology annotation, biological process: proteolysis. Lineage: Eukaryota; Metazoa; Chordata; Actinopteri; Cypriniformes; Nemacheilidae.